Octodon degus (degu) is the source of this 1389-nucleotide messenger RNA. It is a transcript of the gene Rnf133, whose product is annotated as ring finger protein 133. NCBI's taxonomy places the organism in Eukaryota, Metazoa, Chordata, Mammalia, Rodentia, Octodontidae. The transcript has a single exon. The record is from RefSeq and is a predicted model, not a curated record. Bases 240 to 1352 code for a protein of 370 amino acids.
UGGGGAGACUAGAGGUUUUUUUCAAUGUAAAGUUUUGCUCUCUCAAAUAAAACAUCUGAAAUUCAAGACAUCUUUAAGAAUUUCUUACAAAAGCAUGCUGAAGGACGGUGGAUCUUGUUUUCUCCCAGGAAGGAUCUCUUGGAAUACUUUUUCCUUCUUGUUUUAAAUUGAUUGUCAACAGAUGCAGAAGCCACAUCUUUUUAUUGGUUUAGUUCUUAAGUUAUUAAGCAAAGAGAAAAAUGAAACUCCUUAAGAUUGACACUGGACAAAACACCUCUUCUUCCUGGCUUAUAAAAUUCAGUUUUCUUUGGCUUUUUAGCUUGAACUGUUGCAAAGCUGAUGCAGUUUGGACUGCUUACAUGAACAUAUCUUUUCGCGUCGGGAAUCGCGUUUUGUCAGUUAUAGGGGAAACUGGAGUAUUUGGAAGAAGCUCCCCUUUGAAGAGAGUGUCAGGAGUUCUAGUGCCUCCAGAUGGAAAAACUAAAAAUGCGUGUAGUCCCAAUACCAGUUUCAGCAGACCAAAGAACUCAGAGAUGUGGGUUGCACUUAUUGAGCGGGGUGGUUGUAACUUAACACAGAAAAUUAAGGUGGCAACUGAGCAGGGGGCCUGUGCAGUGAUCAUCUAUAACUUCCCGGGAAGCGGCAAUCAGCUUACCCCUAUGUCUCAUCAGCCUUUUAAAGACACUGUUGUAGUUCUGAUUAGCAACUUAAAAGGAAUGAAAAUCUUGCACUUGAUUCAGAUGGGAGUUCCUGGUACAGUCACAGUUGAGGUGGGGAGAAAAUAUGUCAUCUGGAUGAAUCACUACUUUGUCUCUUUCCUGAUUGUCACUACUGCUACAUUAACGUAUUUUACCUUUUAUCAUAUUCAUAGACUUUGGGUAGCGAGGAGUCAGAAAAGGAGAUGGCAGAAAUUAGCCACAGAUCUUAAGAAAGCCUUUGCCCACCUCCAGGUUCGCGUAUUAAAGGAAGGAGAUGAGGAGUUAAAUGCAAGUGGAGAUAGCUGCAUAGUCUGCCUUGAACCUUAUAAGCCUAACGAUACGAUUCGAAUUCUGACUUGUAAGCAUGUUUUCCACAAGAACUGCAUUGACCCGUGGAUUCUCAGCCGUGGCACAUGCCCCAUUUGCAAAUGUGAUGUUCUUAAAGCUUUGGGGAUUCAGGUGAACAUUGAAGAUGGAGUAGAAUCUUUGCAAGUUCUGAUGGCGGAUGAGUUGGCUGAAUCCCUGUCGUCUAGGGAAGAGGAGACAAAUAAUGAAGUGACCACCGCAAGAACAUCAGACGGAGAACACCACACCUCUAGGGAUGGCACCAGCAAGCCCAGUUCCAUAGGGGAAGCUGUUUAUCCUUCACCAUGACAGCGUAACCUUCGAGGAAAUGGAUUAAAUCUGUUUG